This is a messenger RNA of Oldenlandia corymbosa var. corymbosa, 3479 nucleotides long. The record is from the annotation of a GenBank genome assembly. NCBI's taxonomy places the organism in Eukaryota, Viridiplantae, Streptophyta, Magnoliopsida, Gentianales, Rubiaceae.
AUCUAUACUUCUCUCAGAUUUUAAAUUUGUUCCCUUCACUUGCAUGUCUAUGAUCAUAACUUCAUAAGCUGAGAGCCUUCAUCAUGUUCAUAGAAAAGUUAAGGCCUUUUUUUCCCCCUUUUGACAAUUUAUAUUGAGUUGGCCAGUUUGCAUGGCAUUGCUUUGUUAAGUGGAUUUAAUUUAGUUCAGCCGAUCGAAGUAGCUAGUUUGGCGAUCUUUAUAUUAUGGUUAAACAGAUUCCUGAGACGUUCACAUCUACAGAUCAUUACUUGAAAUCAUUUAUCUACCCCCUUCUUGAAGAAACACGAGCCGAUUUGUACUCAAACUUGACAACAUUGUGUCGAGCUCCUAUCCUAGAAGUAUUUGAUGUGAAAAUAUCCAAGAAUUUCAGUCCCCCGAAGGAGCUGUAUUACGCUAUGUCAUUGAAGCCUACAAGUGAGUAUGAGGGGAAAGAAGGAAUUUACGAACCUGAGUAUGGAGAUUUGAUGGCAAUUACGGAUGUAAGGCCAAAACGGAUUGAUGAUUUGAAUCAGCCUAAAUGGCCAUAUGUUCUUGCUUUAAUUCAAGGGCCGAAGGAUGAAGGUUCCUUUAAGCUUCCUGUUUUGACAUCGAAGCCAAUUGAUUUUGAGAAAGCAGGCAUAAAGAAGUGUAGGAAUGAGAACAAACUUUUCGCUGUUUAUCUCACAAACUUGACAACAAAUAUGCGCAUAUGGAAAUCUCUGAAUCCUGAUCCAGAAGUUGCAAACAUGAAGAUUCUAACAAGUGUAUUGCAAGUUGACCCCAACGUUGGUUUGGCUUGUAAUGCUUGCUCCUCUGAAAAAGCCGAAGUGUCUACUCAGUUAUUUCGACUUGCACUUGUCCGAGACUUUGGACUGGACAAGUCACAGGAAACUGCUGUCUUAAAUUGCCUUGAUACAAAAGAUUGUAAUCAUCAGAACACGGUGAAGCUGAUAUGGGGUCCUCCUGGAACCGGCAAAACGAAGACAGUUGCUUCUCUGUUAUUUGCUCUGUUACAACUGACAUGCAGAUCAUUGACUUGUGCUCCCACGAAUGUUGCAGUUAUUGGAGUUAUAAAUCGACUGAUGACCUUGUUGAGGCCUACUUUAAAGUAUGAUACAUAUGGACUCGGGGAUAUUCUUUUGUUUGGGAAUGGAGAGCGAAUGAAGAUUGAUGAUUACGAAGAGCUCUUUGAUGUUUUUCUUAACAACCGUGUUUCGGCCCUUUCAUAUUGUUUUUCUCCAUUAAUUGGGUGGAAAGGCAGUGCCGAAGCCAUGAUACGGUUGCUUGAAGACCCUGAGGAACAGUAUCGGUUAUAUUUGAAUAAAGCAAAAGAAAAUAACGAAGAAGACAAUGACGAGGAAGCUGAGAUAGAUGAAAUCUUCCUCGCGGACACCAGUGCAAUGGCCAGCCAAGAUGAAGCUGAUAAGGCCGAAAAUCCUGUCUCAAAAGACAGUAAGCAUCAGGUUUGGAGGAAAGUAAUCAUUCAAACUGUGAAGGAGAAUAAAAAGAAGAAAGAACAGAACAAACCAGAAUCUCAUACAUCGAAGCAUGAAAAAAUGAAGAAAGAUUCUUCUGAUUGCAAGAACCAAAGGAAGCAAAACAAUGGGGUGGAGGAUCUUUUGACCUUUGAGGAGUUUCUUUGGAGGGACUUCACUUCUCUUGGAAACCGAUUGAUCUUUUGUAUAACAAGCUUGUAUACUCACAUGCCGACGUCUUUCAUUCAGGUGGAAGUGGCGAAGGACAUGGCCAGUGUUGUGGAAAUGAUGAAAGCACUUGGAGCUUCAAUUAAAAAGGUUGUUGCAAAUGGAAAGUUAAGAGAUAUUCUCUAUGGAAUUGAAAGUUCAGGAAGACAGGGAAAAAAACCUAAUGAAUUGUUGGCAACAAGAAAAGAGUGCCUUCUGAAACUAAAAAUUCUUCAAGGAAAAUUAUGUCUUCCAAAUCUAAUUGAAGAUUAUCAAAUCAGAAAUUUCUGUUUGCAAAGUGCAACCUUACUAUUCUGUACUGCUUCAGGCUCAUCUAAGUUGCAUACGGAAGGAAUGGCACCAAUUGAAUUACUGAUCAUUGAUGAAGCUGCUCAACUCAAAGAAUGCGAGUCCACAGUACCCCUUCAGCUUCCUGGUCUUAAGCAUGCAAUACUUAUUGGAGAUCAAAAACAACUGCCAGCAAUGGUUCAAAGCAAGUUUUGUGAGAAGGCUGAAUUUGGAAGAAGUUUAUUUGAAAGACUGACGACAUUAGGGCAUCCAAAGAACCUUCUUAAUGUGCAAUAUAGGAUGCAUCCAUCGAUAAGCUUAUUUCCAAAUAGGGUAUUCUAUGGAAAACAAAUAAAGGAUGGUCCCAACGUGAGGAAUGCAAGCUAUAAAAGGAGCUUUUUGAAAGGACAAAUGUAUGGAUCAUACUCUUUCAUUGACAUAAACCAUGGUGUUGAGUUGCUUGAUGAUAGACAUAGCAGGAAAAAUCUCGUGGAGGUAUAUGUGGUCGUCGCGAUCAUAGCUCAGCUUCAUAAACAAUUUCUUCUCUCUAAACAAAAGCUUCGUGUUGGCUGCAUAUCACCAUACAAAGCUCAAGUUUUUGAGCUUCAGGAGAAACUUGGAAAGAUCUAUAGUACAGAUGUGAACAGUGAUUUCUCAGUUACUGUUCGGUCAGUUGAUGGCUUUCAAGGUGGUGAAGAAGAUAUCAUAAUCAUUUCAACUGUGCGAUGCAAUGGGAAUGGGAAAAUUGGCUUCCUUUCCGAUCAUCAACGGACAAAUGUGGCUCUUACUCGAGCUAGGCAUUGCCUUUGGAUACUAGGGAAUAGUGCGACUCUCAUUAAUAGUGGUUCUGUUUGGAAAAAAUUAGUCUUGGAUGCAAAAUCUAGGGGUUGUUUCUACAAUGCUGAAGAUGACAAGAACUUGGCUGAUGCCAUUUCUUCUGCCUUAACUGAUUUCCGCUUGUUUGAUAAGCUAUUCAAGAAUGACUCAGUAUUGUUCCAGAAUGCAAGGUGGAAGGUUUGCUUCAGAGAUGAAUUUUCAAAAUCAUUUGCGAAAAUUCAGGACUCAGAGAUCCAUAAAGAAAUCCUCUCGAUUAUGAGGAAACUUUCCAGUGGUUGGUUCCCCGCACGAGAUCACAGUGCCGUAGGUGAAAAUUUCGGUGCUUCGGCUUUGUUGCUGGGGCUGCAUGAUUUGAAGGGUUCAUUGAAACUAAUUUGGACAGUUGACAUUGAAAGGGAGAGUUCAAGGGAAGUUCAGGUUCUAAAAUUCUGGGAGAUCUUGCCAGGCUCAGGGAUACCAAACAUCGUAAAAAGGCUUGACGAGCUGUAUGGAAACUAUACGAUGAACACUUUGAACCGGUGCAGACUCAGAAAGAUGGAAGGUGGUUUAGUAGUUCCAUAUUCGUGGUCAGUUGAAACACAUUCUGUUGUGACAACGGACAGCUUGAUAAAUAAGUUAGCUACUAUCAGCCUACAUGACGAGCCUAAACCGUCUGCAAAAAGUUCUGGGUAA